Messenger RNA from Lactuca saligna, 2281 nucleotides. The record is from the annotation of a GenBank genome assembly. Lineage: Eukaryota; Viridiplantae; Streptophyta; Magnoliopsida; Asterales; Asteraceae.
ACGUGUACAAAGGAGUACUCUCUCACUCUGAAGGGCAAACCAUGGUUGCUUUUAAGCGUCUAGAUCGUAAGCUUGGGCAAGGAAACCCUGAGUUAUUGAAAGAGAUCCUGAUGCUUUCCCGUUACACACAUGAAAACCUCAUCUCUCUUCUGGGAUUUUGUGAUGAAGAUGAUGAGAAGAUCCUUGUGUAUGAGCAUGCAUAUCACGGAAGCCUAGAUCGCCAUUUAAGUGCCAAUACCCUCACAUGGUGGAAACGUCUCAAGAUAUGCCUCACAGCUGCAAAGGGACUCUGCUACCUUCAUGAUCCUAAAGGGACAGAACAAAGAGUUAUCCAUCGGGAUAUUAAAAGUUCAAAUAUUCUACUAGAUGAGAGUUGGAAUGCUAAACUUUCUGACAUGGGUUUAUCGAAGAUAGGUCCUGCUAAUCUGCAACACAGCUUUCUUGCCACCAAUGUUGUAGCUACGUAUGGGUAUAUAGAUCCUCUGUAUAUGGAGACUUACCUCGUAACGAAAAGAGUCGGAUGUAUACUCAUUUGGCAUGGUUUUGUUCGAAGUGCUGUGUGGGAGACUCUGCUAUGAAUAUAACAACGGUCAUUUUAUGAGCUUGUGGCCAAUGUGGAAAAAAAGCUAUGAAGAGAAGAAACUAGAUCAGAUUAUCUUUGAAGACCUGAAGGAACAUAUGAAUCCGAGUUCACUGGAAACAUUUUCAGGCAUUGCUUAUCGAUGUUUGCAGAAAUCUCGUGAAGAACGUCCAAAGAUGUCUGAUGUUGUGGAAGAACUUGAGAUUGCACUUGAUAUUCAAAAGACAGAAGGACCAAUGGACUUUGAAGAGAUGAUUGAAACUGCAGUAGCUCCUCAUGUCUACAAAUCCAAAGAGGAACUACAGAUGCUUCUCUACAGAGGAAUGUUGGUUAACGGGGGCAAAACGUGGUUUCCAUUAAACAAGAAUGGUGAACAUUGUGAAAUGAUAUCCGCAAAAGUAUGUUUGAUUCCUAUUCUCCCUGCAUCUCCCAGAUAUGCAUACAAUGGUCUACAACACAAAUCAAGAUUUCCAUUAGACAACAAAAAUACCACACCAUUAUGUUGGAGAUUCAAAAUGAAUGUAAAAGCACAAUUUUUGUCACCACAUAUCACAUAUGCAGUAAACCUUGUGCUCGGUGUUGACUAUGAAAGUAUGGACCUUUUAUUCCUCAAUUACAAUUUGGCUGAGGAGACAUACUAUUCCACUUCAUACAAAGCAGAUGAGAGAGAAGAUGGAUGGUUCACGACUGAAUUGUAUCAGUUUACUAGCACCAAAAAAAGUGCUGAUUUUGAUAUAACUUUUGAUUGCCGAGGACAUCCGUUGAUUGUAGAAGGCAUCGAGUUCCAGCCCAUCGAGAGAGUGGAUCAUCAUCAACUGUUAGAGGAUGAGAAGGUGGAUAUGCCAGAGACAUAUUGGGAACAAAGGUUGCCAAGUGAUUAUGAAGAUAUACUCAAGUCGUCCAAAAAUAGUCUACAAUGGACAACAAACAAGGAACUCUACUCUAUUCUUCGUAAAGGGUUCCCAAUCAAUAAUGGUGAAGAGUGGUUCUCACUUGCAAACAAUGGGAAGAAAUGUCAUAUGGUUCCAGCAAGAAUGGCUUUGCGAAAAUUAGUGUGGAGAUGGGGGCCUUCACGUGAAUCAAGAUUUAAAGAAGUGGCUUUUUGUACUCAACAAUCCUUUUCAAUAACCUGCACUUCCAAAAUGUUGUCACCUCAUACAAGAUACGCAUGCUUUCUUGUUUACAACAUACAAACCAAGAACCCUAACGUUGGGCAAGUUGUGGAAGUGAGUGAUCAGAGUUGUAUCACAGAGAGUGGAGAGUAUGAUCCACAUCAUAUCCUUUUAUUUUUGCCUGAGACCCCAAUUAUUAGACAACAGGUUAACGACAACACCAACAACAUACACAACCCAUUAAAGAGAACCAAAAUGGAAGGUGUUCCACAACGUAGGAAUGAUGGUUGGUUGGAAGUGCAAGUAUGGAAAUGCCAAACUGGUGCUACUACUAGUGAAAAUCCUUUGUUUGAUCUUUAUUUCAACAUUAGGUCUUUUUCGAGGAUUGCAGAGCUCAGUGUGCAAGGCAUUGAGUUUAAAGCCAUAUAGAUUUUUUUUAUAGUAUAUGAUUAGAAUUUGGAAAUGAAUUAAGUGUAACGGUUCGAUUUUAAGCAUAUAUCUCACAAGAUAUCUUGAAGAGAUCUUUUAUCUGAUAGAUUAGGAAACUUGUUGUAUUUAAUUAUCUUUCCUAUUUUCUUGUAUCUUUAUG